This is a messenger RNA of Halichondria panicea, 2101 nucleotides long. RefSeq lists its product as uncharacterized. The record is from RefSeq and is a predicted model, not a curated record. Bases 848 to 2101 code for a protein of 417 amino acids. The transcript has 2 exons. Lineage: Eukaryota; Metazoa; Porifera; Demospongiae; Suberitida; Halichondriidae.
AUACCCUACAAUUAGAUACGAUCGAGAGUACUCUUGACACGAUAGACCAUUAUUAAAUUGUUGUCUAGGGAAAAAUGCAUGUGAUGAAUUGUCAUAAUUAUUACAAAGUGAUCAUUAUUGUAAACUAUCGACAUACUGAGUACAAAAAACACAAUUUCGAUGUUCAUAAUCCUAUGUAACGAUCCUCAUUAUUCUUGGCUAUUCACUUUAAUAGGACAAAUAAAUACAAGUGGCAGUUCUUCAGCACGAUACUGUACAUUGUAUUUACGCGGAAUCACUUAUUGUUCAUUGUGGUCGGAGAUUAAAGGAUUGUAUUACUGUUGUAAGUACAGUACAUGCCUGCGUGACAUCAAUAUACCUGGAUGAUAUCAGGAGCACAUUACAGAAGGAGUGUCUAACUAUGCAUGGGUUCGGAAAUCGCAUCUCGUGUGCUUUCGUAAACGCCGCAUUGCCUUAUAAGAGUGUGUGUAAGUACUGUGUACAUAAAUUAUACUUCAGAAUGCUCCGUCUCACAUAUCAAUGUGGUAUUGGCCUCCAAUUCCGCUCAAUCAGCUUUUUUUGUAGAUUACACAUUCGUUUAAAUAGAUAUAGUUGCGCUAAAUAGAAAGUGCGUCCUGCCCACGUUGUCCACGUGGUACUCAUACUAUAAAAGUCGCGCAUCCCUCAUAAUCAUCGGCCUUUUUUCAAGCUCGAUCAGCUGUUCAAGUUUCAAGUUUCACUCAAAAGUCAAUGGAUCCUUCAAGUAUCCCAACAAGAGAAGAGGCAGCAGAGCUCCUCCGUUCCGUCGGCAUAGACCAGCAACAGAUCGACGCCAUACUCGAUCAUCCAAUGGAGCAGAGUCCUUGAGAUGGUGACGGGCCUGAGCCAGAGGCUCACUCGCCUGGAUAACACUGGACCCUCUACCGAGGAAUCACAGUCUUCUCCACCAGCCCUCCCCAUCGUGAGUGGAACUUCAUGGGCAGAUCGCCCAAAUGAUUCAUCAGAGAUGAAUUACCAGGAUGAGUCCUACCGUUACAACGGAUACUGGGACGAGCCAGAACCACCUGCAGCUCUAAUGGAGGUGUCAGAGAACACUGCUGCACUUCUAAAGACUGCAUUUGGAAAAGCAAUUUCCAACCAGGAGAGGCAGAGCCUCAGGAAACCCUUCCCUGCUCCCAGAGUGGACCAUACGAAGUGCCCUAAGCUGGACAGAGUCCUGAAGGGAAACAUCUCCAAGGAAACUAAGGACAGAGACAAUAUGCUGGCAAAGGCACAGACCCUAUUCCUCGAUGCAGUAGCCCCACUCUCAAACCUCCUCGAGAGCGUUAAUACCGGGAAUUUGACACCUGAGGUGUCAGCUAAUGCUGUGAAAACAGCUCUCGGGCUGCUAGGAAAUGCCUUAGCGAACCUGUCUAAGGAAAGGAGAAAACUGGUAGUGAAAGACCUCAACAAAGAUGCCAGCUCUCUGGCUGAGGACGAUGAGAUACUUACAGAGGCAGCUCCAAUGCUAUUUGGAGAAGGGUUUGAGCAGAAGCUCAAGAACCAUGUGGAGGCAGUAAGAUGCCUCAGAAAAUCCUCCACAAACUCUGGCGGCAGCAGCAGCCAAUUUUUUUCGAGGGAGCCGUCCCCACGGGAGCUACCAACGUGGGGGCGGCCAGAACAGAAGGUUUCAAAGCUCCAGAGGAGGCAGAAGAUACCAACCUUACCAGAAGGAGAACCAGUUCCGGAACUCCCAACUCCCAAAGACCCCAACCUAGUCAGAGACUCAGUAAAGACAAUAUGUAUCAAUGCACGUAUAAAAAAUCAGGUUUUACAAAAGAAUUUGUUAUCCCAAAUGUUGAACAUGGGGGUCUCAGACAUGGCAAUAGAACUUGCCGCAUGCAAACACCCUCCAGCAGGGAAGCUAAGACAUGCCACAAAGAAUUGGCGGGCAAUUACCCAGGACAGCUGGGUUCUGGGAGCAGUAACGGGUUUCAAAAUCCCCUUCGUGGGACAACCCUAUCAAACACAACCCCCGACAACGUCGGCGCAAACCAUGGCAGACCAAGCCGUGAUGGCUGCAGAGAUACAGUCAAUGAUAGAAAAACAGAACACUUCAAAAUGGAAGGUAUUCAUGUGGUGA